AUGGCAGUUGCCCCUCGCCGAUCUAUCACGCUUCCCAAAAGAGUUCGAUCAGCCACCGGUGUCAAUAUCUACAAGAAUGUAUCUAAAAUGAAUUCGGACAAACUCAGGGAGCACAUUGCGAAAACUUCUAUCGACUUCUAUGGCCAGUUUGCUAAACAGUUGCAAGUUGAAGCAGUCCUGAACCUGGUCGAAGGUCGUAACACAUUUCUACUGGCGGGGACGGGCUACGGCAAGUCUCGAAUACCCGAACUUUACUACAAAAUGAUACCUGGGAAGACCCAAGCCGUUGUCCUGGUCUUGAACCCUUUGGAUUCCCUUGGCGACAAUCAGGUUCUUGAGAAGCAGCAGGCUGGAUUCUCGGCAAUCAACUUGACAAAGCUGACUUUCAACCCGGUUACCGCGGCCGAGAUUCAGAAGGGUGUAUACCAAUUUGUAUACUUGAGCCCUGAGAUCUUUCUGAACAGCAAGCUAUUCAAAUCAAUUUACUUCAGUUCGGAGUUCCAGAACCGCCUGGCCUUGGUGGUGGUUGACGAGGCUCAUAUGAUUUACAUAUGGGGCCUUGUGGAGAGCUCAACAGCCAAGCAUUUAAUGUCGGCCCACUUUCGCCAUGAAGACUCCGGCAUCUUCCGUCCAUCGUACGGUAAACUGGGGGCACAACUGCUUUUUCGAAACAACCAGCCAAUCUUGUUACUGUCAGCUACCUGUCGACCUGUUGCCGUUGAUGCUAUCAUGAAUAGUCUCAAACUCAACGACCAAAGUGUGGACAUACUACGCGGCGAGUUGACUCGGCCGGAGAUUCGGAUGGUCCGUGUGCCUAUGGAGAACUCUCUGGCAUCCGGACUUGACGUAAUCAAAUUGUUCCCUUCCUCCAUCGAUGUCUCGGACUCGGAGAUGGUUCCAUGUCUAGUCUAUAGCGGAUCCCGUAACCAAACGAUGACUGUGUUGGAUGUAAUAUCACGUGCUCGGGAGACCCCUGGAAGCACUAUGCUGCCAAAUAGCUCUUGUGCUAGGCGGUUCCACUCUUGUACUGGCGAAGAAGAUAAAAUCACGACGGUUGAUGAUUUCGCUGAAGGGAAGUAUCCGGUGAUAUCGUGUACAAUGGCGCUUGGGCUUGGCCAGAACUGGAAACGAGUAUGCAUAGUGGCCCACAUGGGCCGCGGCGAUCCGGCUUCCAUCUGUCAGAUGAUCGGGCGUUGUGGACGUGAUGGAAAGCCGGGGUUGGCGGUGAUGUUUGUGGAGAAGAGUCGGCGCGGAGGGAAAAAUCGAUUGGAUCAAUUCACCCGCGGGGCUGCUCAGAACGACCUGGAUCGAAUGGAUGCAAUGGCUAUAACACCAGUCUGCCUCCGGGUGGCAUUUUCGUUGGAUAACAAACUUGGCUAUGUCCCACUCUGGGCAGACGAUCCAGAGUACCUCAAAGAGAUCGCGAGAGAGAAGAAGGAGGGGCUUGCGGCUUGCCGAUGUUCCAAUUGUUCACCGCAGGCCAGCAAAAAACUUAUGGAGGACUUGAUUUUCGCAAACCAGUCGAACUUUGAUCAGAUUUUGGAUGGCGACUAUUCUCCUCCGCAUCCCUACAAUAUCAAGAAAAAAUUUCCUCAAAAGGCAGCCCCCAUGAAGAAGAGGAAGUUUACUGAAGAGGAUACUUUGGAGACCUCGGAGUUCUCGGCCCAUCUCCUGACGGAUCUACUUCAGCAUUACAACUCGGAAGUCGCCCCCGAUGGUAUUUUAGUGUUAGAAGAUUUAUUUUGUCAAGACGACUGUGUAGCCAUUCUGGCUUCCUUGGAUCACAUUGUGAACCCCAAGGACCUUUGGACGGUUAUAGGUGGAGACUGCUUUGAGGGUCAAUCAGAAUGGAUCUUCCAGUGGCUUAUUCAAUUCAAAUCCUCGCCUCAGCAUGCGAUGCCUGCUGCUUGCCCUCCUAAUAAGCGUAAGGGGCCGCCGGCUAUGACUAACUCGAUGACUCAGGAGGCGCUGGGAGUGCCUAAAUCAAUCAGUCAGGAAGCGCUGGGAGUUGGGCGGCCUCCAAGGCCACCAACAAAGAAGGCACUUGCGGCCGAGGCGUCUCGCAUACGAUCUCUCGAACGGAUGGAAGCAAAGGAAAAGAAGGCAGCAGAUCUUAUUCGCAGACGACAGCAAAUUUCUAGGAUAAUGUCAGAUACAAAAGCUAGUCAUGGUAUACGAAAUGAUUGGGAAUCACCUGCGUCGGACGCAUCUGGAAGGUCUCCAAUGGUCACAUUUGUGGACUCUGAGUCGGCCGGCUGUUCAAAAUGA
This is a messenger RNA of Puccinia graminis f. sp. tritici CRL 75-36-700-3, 2268 nucleotides long. RefSeq lists its product as uncharacterized. Gene Ontology annotation, molecular function: ATP binding; four-way junction helicase activity; nucleic acid binding. Gene Ontology annotation, cellular component: chromosome; cytoplasm. NCBI's taxonomy places the organism in Eukaryota, Fungi, Basidiomycota, Pucciniomycetes, Pucciniales, Pucciniaceae. The coding region runs from base 1 to 2268 and encodes 755 amino acids. The record is from RefSeq and is a predicted model, not a curated record. The transcript is spliced from 3 exons. Gene Ontology annotation, biological process: double-strand break repair via homologous recombination.